Molecule: messenger RNA, 3691 nt
Organism: Notodromas monacha
Lineage: Eukaryota; Metazoa; Arthropoda; Ostracoda; Podocopida; Cyprididae
Source: the annotation of a GenBank genome assembly
GUAGGACCCGGUGACCAUCGCGAGUAUGUCCAUCUCGUCGUGAUGAAAGCCAUAGGAAUCGAACUUUUUCAUUAUUUAUUUCUGGUUAAGCCCUAGCUUUUGACCCUAAGUGUUGAUUGCAGCGCGGAAUCUCAGUGUCUUUCUUGGCGCCAUGGCCACGGUCAACGGGCGUCCAGCCCAAUAUGGAAUCAGCCUCAAGCAACUUCGCGAUCUCAUGGAAGUUCGAGGCAGAGAAGCCAUCGAUAAACUGAACUCCGAAUAUUCGGGUGUUCUAAAUAUCUGCAAGAACCUCUAUACUUCCCCCACGGAAGGAUUGAGCGGGAAUGCCGCGGAUCUUGAUCACCGGCGGCAAACCUUCGGAUCAAACGUGAUUCCCCCUCGCCCUCCGAAGACGUUUCUUCAGCUAGUGUUCGAAGCUAUUCAGGACGUCACACUCAUUAUUCUUAUUGUUGCUGCCAUCGUGUCUCUCGGAUUAUCUUUUUAUCCUCAUGGCGGUGAGAAGAAUGAAGGCGCAAACUAUGGUCACGCGGACGAAACGGAGAGUGAAGCUGGAUGGAUCGAGGGUCUGGCAAUCUUCAUCUCUGUCAUUGUUGUUGUCAUCGUCACAGCUUUCAAUGAUUACACCAAAGAACGGCAAUUUAGGGGACUUCAGUCCAAGAUAGAGGGAGAGCACAAAUUUGCGGUUAUCCGAAACGGGGAAGUUGAGCAAAUCAAAGUCGGAGAUCUUGUUGUUGGGGAUAUUUGCCAAAUCAAGUACGGAGAUUUAUUGCCAGCUGAUGGAAUCUGCAUUCAGAGCAAUGACCUAAAAGUUGAUGAAUCUUCUCUUACCGGGGAAUCGGAUCACGUAAAGAAAGGCGAGAAUUCUGACCCCAUGCUGCUUUCGGGUACACACGUCAUGGAAGGCAGUGGAAAGAUGGUCGUAACGGCCGUCGGAGUAAAUUCGCAAGCUGGUAUUAUUUUCACUCUUCUCGGGGCUGCGGUAGACGAGCAAGAGAAGCUGGCGAAGGAUAACAAGGGCAAGCAGAAGAAGGGUCGAGGUUCUGCCGACGUCGAACAGGGUUUGCCCAAUAGUCACCAGGCCCCACCGCCACCCCCAGCUGCCCCGACUGUCCCUGUUAUUCAAAGUCCGCAGGAUGACAAGCCUCGGGAAGAGGGCGAGCAUUCGGCGAAGAAGGAAAAAUCUGUUUUGCAAGCGAAGCUAACGAAGUUGGCCAUUCAAAUCGGUUAUGCUGGGUCUUUCAUUGCUGUAUUGACGGUGAUCAUCCUGAUCGUGCGAUUCUGCAUCCACACAUUCGUAGUGGAACAGAAGGAAUGGAGUGGCUAUUACGCCAAUUAUUUCGUGAAGUUUCUGAUCAUAGGUGUCACUGUGCUUGUCGUUGCUGUUCCUGAAGGUCUGCCGCUAGCUGUCACGUUAUCUCUUGCCUACUCCGUGAAGAAAAUGAUGAAAGACAACAACCUUGUGAGGCACUUGGACGCGUGUGAAACGAUGGGAAACGCCACGUCGAUUUGUUCCGACAAGACCGGCACAUUGACUACAAAUCGAAUGACGGCUGUUCAGGCGUUCAUCGAAAGCGAGCAUUUUCGCAUGGUCAGGCGCGAAGAUGCCAGCGUGAUUUCUAAGAAGACCUUGGAUUUGGUGUUCCAAAGCAUCGCGGUCAACUGCGCCUACACAAGUCGUGUUAUCCCACCGUCAGGCGACAUUGAGGGCGAAUUGCCGAAGCAAGUGGGGAACAAGACAGAGUGCGCCCUGUUGGGUUACGUAAUGGACCUUGGAGGUAGUUACGAGAAGAUCCGCGAGGAAUACACCGAGGAAAGUCUGUACAAAGUCUACACGUUCAAUUCGGACCGGAAAUCCAUGUCUACCAUCAUUCGAUUGCCAGGAGGAGGAUUCCGUGUUUGCUGCAAGGGAGCUUCUGAAAUCGUCAUGAAAAAGUGUUCGUUUAUGAUCGGCAACCGAGGCGAACUGAAGAAAAUGACGAAAGACAUGCAAGAUAAGUUGGUCCGAGAUGUAAUCGAACCUAUGGCGUGUGACGGCCUCCGAACUUUGUCCGUUGCGUAUCGAGACUUCGUUCCGCACAAGGCUGAAAUCAACCAGGUGCACUACGAGACUGAGCCGAACUGGGAGGAUGAGACGAAUAUCAUUACCAACCUAACGUGCCUCUCGAUUUUUGGCAUCGAGGAUCCCGUCCGUCCUGAGGUCCCGGACGCCAUUAAGCAAUGUCAGCGAGCUGGAAUCACAGUCCGGAUGGUUACUGGAGACAACAUCAAUACCGCUCGAUCAAUUGCGGGCAAAUGUGGGAUCAUCAAACCGGGAGAUGAUUCGUUGAUUCUUGAAGGCAAAGAGUUCAAUCGGCGUGUGCGUGACGCAUCUGGUCAGAUUCAGCAACAUUUGAUCGAUAAAGUUUGGCCGAAGCUGCGAGUGUUGGCCCGGUCUUCGCCCACGGACAAGUACACUCUCGUCAAAGGCAUCAUUGAUUCCAAAGUGAGCGAAAAUCGGGAAGUCGUUGCUGUGACUGGAGACGGUACAAACGACGGACCUGCUCUGAAGAAAGCGGACGUUGGAUUUGCCAUGGGUAUCACUGGAACUGAUGUUGCGAAGGAAGCCUCCGAUAUUAUUCUCACUGACGACAACUUCUCAAGCAUCGUUAAAGCCGUAAUGUGGGGUCGCAAUGUUUACGACAGUAUUGCUAAAUUUUUGCAGUUUCAAUUGACCGUGAACGUGGUUGCCGUCAUCGUUGCUUUUGUUGGUGCUUGUGCCAUCGAAGAUAGUCCGCUCAAGGCUGUGCAAAUGCUUUGGGUGAAUUUAAUCAUGGACACGCUGGCUUCAUUGGCUUUGGCAACGGAAAUGCCCACGUCGGAGUUGCUCUUGAGGAAGCCAUACGGUCGCACGAAGGCACUGAUCUCGCGAACGAUGACGAAGAACAUCUUGGGACAGAGCAUAUACAUGCUCUUCGUCAUCUUCUUUCUUUUAUUUUAUGGAAUGCACUUCUUCGACAUUGAUUCUGGAAUGUGGGCAGAUAUUCAGGAGCCGCCGUCUCAGCAUUUCACCAUUAUCUUCAAUGCGUUCGUUUUGAUGACUCUCUUCAAUGAAAUCAAUGCGAGAAAAAUUCACGGCCAAAGGAACGUAUUUUCCGGCAUCUUCACCAAUCCGAUCUUCUACGCCAUCUGGAUUUCCACGUUUGUUUUCCAGAUCGUAAUCGUCCAAUUCGGCGGACGAGCGUUUUCAACCGCUCCGCUGCAACUUGCCCAUUGGCUCUGGUGUUUAUUUUUCGGAUUUGGAACUUUGUUGUGGGGCCAAGUUGUGACAUCUGUGCCAACCAAGAAGAUUCCAAAAACUUUGAGCUACGGUCGCGGUCAACCGGACGAGCUGGCGAUAAUUUCGGAAACUCUAAUGGAAGAUGGACAUCACGGUAAGGAUUGGGAUGCCUCUGAGAAGCGCAGAUCGACCGGACAAAUCCUCUGGAUUAGAGGUCUAACCAGACUGCAGACACAGCUGAAAGUGGUCCAUGCAUUCAAGUCGACGUUGGAAGACAUGGAGGACCGUCGUUCGGUUCAUAGUGUGCUGCUUUCCGGGAAAAACCAGCGAUUCGCCUCCUCCGUCACUCUUCCGAAACUCCAAGCUCUUGAUUCCAGGCCUCGGUCCAACUCUGACCGAUGCCUCAACUUCGUAGACCCCGAUAACUCUGCUUAA